CUGAGAUAACAAUAGUUAUUAUCUGAGUGAGUGAAAGACAAUUUACCCAAAUUUCGAAAAGAAAAAGAAAGAAAGAAAGACUAAUAAAAAACUGAUUUUGUUUUGUUUUGUUUUGCCCAAUUUGAGUAGGCGAUUCCUCUUAUCUCCCGCUCCGGCCAAUCGUCUCGUCAUCUCCGCCAAUUUGAUUUCGCCUGGAAUUGGAGAUAAAUAACAUGGUACAUUCAGAGUCAUCAAUACUUAGUUCGUUGCGCGGUGGUAGUGAUGUUUCUAAGGAGGAACCAGCAACAUCAGUUUCUUCAGGGAAUGGUAGAUACACUGAUCCCCUUGGUAGGAGGAAGUCCAAGCGGUUUAAGGUUGCUGCAGAAAGCGAGUUAUCACCUGAUUGUGGAACUGUUUCCAUGCGGCUCAGAUCGAGAACUUUACAGAAGGAGGAGUUCCUAACUGAUACUCGCGAGAACAACAGGAAUGUUUCUGAUGACUUUGUUCCUUGUUCUGAAGCUGAGGUUGAGUUGAUUCCUGGAGAAAACGUGGUCGGCCAAGAUCGCUUUAAAUCAGUUGAUGUAACCGAGAACACAAGUGAGAUAGAUAUGGUGGAGGCCCAGGCUCCAAGCAUUAGCUUGCAAGAAGAUGUGGUUCCAUUGGAACUUGAGAAGUCGAAAGUUACAGUUCCAAAACCAGUUGAGGCUACAGGUAAAAGUCGUACUCAUAUUAUCGGAGCUGUGCCUGGUGUUGAGGUUGGCGAUGGAUUUCAAUAUAGAAUGGACCUGAACCCUGUUGGUUUACAUAGACCAAGUCAAAGUGGUAUAGAUUAUAUGAAAGACUACGACGGGGAACUAGUUGCCUUGAGUAUCGUAUCAUCUGGAGGUUAUGGUGACAUGCUUGAUAACUCUGAUGUCUUGAUCUAUACAGGCCAAGGCGGAAACUUGGGGAAGAAAAAGGGAAAGAAUGAUAAUGAACCCAAAGACCAAGAGCUUGUUAAAGGAAACCUCGCUUUGAAAAAUAGUAUACACAAAAAGAACCCUGUGCGGGUCAUAAAAGGCUACAAGAAUACGACGUUAAAAUCAUCAGCUGCUGCAAAGAACUAUGUUUAUGAUGGUUUGUAUGUGGUGGAAGAGUAUUGGGAAGAAACCGGGUCACACGGUAAGCUUGUCUUCAAGUUCAAACUCCGACGUAUCCCUGGACAACCCGAGCGUUCUUGGAAAGUGGUUGAGAAAAAAAAGAAAACGGAGUUCAGGGAAGUUCUUUGCAAUGUUGACAUCUCAGGAGGGGAAGAGACAUUACCCAUACGCGCUGUGAAUGAUAUAGACGACGAGAUACCCCCUCCGUUUAUCUACACGGCUAAAAUGAUAUAUCCGGAUUGGUGUAAGCCAAUUCCUGCAAGGACCUGCGGUUGCACAAAACGUUGCUCCGAAUCAAAAACGUGUUCCUGUGUUGCAAAAAACGGUGGAGAGAUACCGUAUAAUUGUUGGGAUUUAUGAGACAAAGCUCACAAGAGAGGGUAGACAAACACUUGGUGAAUGAAUCCCCCUUUACCCACAACAAACUAACUCAUUCUCAAGGGGGAGGAGAGAACAUCAACUUGUGAUGAACUCCCCAUAAACAAGCUAGAUAGAACCCAAAUACUAGAGAGUAAGCGGAUCCUAACUAGGAGAAGCACUAGUUUGAGACUUAUCCUCUUCUAGUAUCACAACACUUAGAGUUUGUGUACUUAGGAGAAGGAGGAUUAAGAAUCAGUAAUCUAGGCUAAGUAAAGCAGUAAAUAAGAAGAGUUUA
Camelina sativa (false flax) is the source of this 1773-nucleotide messenger RNA. Its product is annotated as histone-lysine N-methyltransferase, H3 lysine-9 specific SUVH5-like. Gene Ontology annotation, cellular component: nucleus. The record is from RefSeq and is a predicted model, not a curated record. NCBI's taxonomy places the organism in Eukaryota, Viridiplantae, Streptophyta, Magnoliopsida, Brassicales, Brassicaceae. Gene Ontology annotation, molecular function: protein binding; zinc ion binding; double-stranded DNA binding.